Molecule: messenger RNA, 2396 nt
Organism: Condylostylus longicornis
Lineage: Eukaryota; Metazoa; Arthropoda; Insecta; Diptera; Dolichopodidae
Gene: Ance-3
Product: angiotensin-converting enzyme
Exons: 8
Coding region: 177-2396 (739 amino acids)
Biological process (GO): proteolysis
Cellular component (GO): plasma membrane
Molecular function (GO): peptidyl-dipeptidase activity; metallopeptidase activity
Source: RefSeq, a predicted model, not a curated record
UUGAAAGUAUUACUUAAAUUUUGAGUCCAUACACUUUCGCUUUAGAAAAUAAUUAAUGAAUUAUUAAUCACCCUUAUGAAAAUAUUUUAAUAAAAUUUCUAAUACGAAUGUUAUUUGGGAAACGACAAAGUGAGAUAAUUAAUAAAAAAAAAUAGAUUAGAAAUUUUACGUGAAAUAUGAAAAUAUUAUUUUAUUAUAAUUAUCAUAUUGAUAUGAAAUUUGUGUUCACUUUAAUAAUAAUUAGUAUUAAAAAUAUUUUUGCGAAUCCACAAUUAAAUUUACCACCAUUACCAACAGUUGAACCAACAAUUCGGCCGAAUGUUUUUCCAAAUAGUUAUACACCAGAUCAACUUAAUAAUAAUUUAAAUAGAAAUCGUUAUUUAAAUAAUCCAGAUGAUGAUCGUAGUAUGAGAUUUGGACCACCAUAUGGUUCAAUUAGUGAAUUAGAAGCUGAUGAUAGACCAAAUGAUUAUAUGGCUGGUAUAAAUCCAGAUGAUCGAUUUCGAUAUAAUUAUAAUAGUGGACGACAAUAUCAAAGCCCAUUUAGUAAUGGUUCCGUAGUAACAACUGAAAAUUAUCCAAAUUAUCCACCACCAUCAACUUAUAAUCCAAAUACGUAUAACAGACAAAUUAAUCAAUAUGAUAAUAGAAAUCCUUAUAGCAAUCGUAAUAAUGAUGUCAUCUCAUACAAUCAAAGUCAAUUCAAUAAUCCAGAUAUUUAUAAUCGGGAUCGUGAUCGUUUUACAACAACACAACGACCACCAUAUUCUGAUCCGCAAUUAAAUAAUGAUCCUAGAUUUAAUAAUGAUCCUAGAUUUAAUAACGACGCCAGAUUUAAUAAUGAUCCGAGAUUUAAUAAUGAUCCAAGAUUUAAUAAUGAUCCUCGUUAUAUUAAUGAUGAAAGAUAUCGUCUUGAACAAGAUCGUAGAUAUGCUCGUGAAAUGGAAAAAUUACGUAAUUUUUUAAUUGAGAACGAUCAUAGAGGAUCAUUAGAAUGUACUGCAAAUGUUGUUGCCCAAUGGAAUUAUGAGACUGGUGUUAAUGAAAUUACUCAAACGGAAGCAUUAUUGGGUCAACAAAAAUAUUCUGAUUAUAUGAGAAAUAUAUUUGAACUAUCCCGAAAUAUUGAUCCAGCAUUAAUAUUUGAUCAGAACCUGGCACGUCAAUAUCGUCUUCUUACACAAGUUGGUCCAAAUGCUUUACCACCAGAUCAGUUGGAUAGGUAUAAUCGCCUUAUCAAUGAUAUGCUUGUUCUUUAUCACGCUUCUUCGAUUUGUGCAUAUCAGCAACCAUUCCAAUGUGGUUUAAAACUUAAUCCGGAUUUAAAAUUUAUAAUGGCAAGAAGUCGUGAUUGGGAUGAACUUCAGCAUACUUGGAGAGAGUUUCAUCGUAAAGCUGGUAGAGAUAUGCGUGAUAGUUUUGAGCAACUUAUAGAAUUAAUGAAUGAAAUUGCUUUUGUAAAUAACCAAACAAAUGGUGGAGAAUAUUGGUUUUCGGCUUAUGAGUCUGGUGAUUUUCGUCAAGAAGUUGAACGUGUUUGGGAACAAAUACAACCGUUAUAUGAGUUGUUGCAUGCAUACGUGCGUAGAAAAUUAAGAGAAUUUUAUGGUCCAGAUAAAAUCAAUAGAAAUGCACCAUUACCAGGACACAUUUUCGGCAAUAUGUAUGCGCAAAGUUGGACAAAUAUUUUAGAUAUAAUAAUACCAUAUCCUGGUCGUUCGUUUAUUGAUGUAACUCCAAAAAUGAUUGAACAAGGAUAUACACCUUUAAUAAUGUUUCAAUUGGCUGAAGAGUUCUUUGUUUCAAUGAAUAUGUCCGCAAUGCCUAAAGAAUUUUGGAUAAAUUCUGUUAUACAAUUGCUUCCAGAUCGCGAAGUCUUGUGUCAGCCUUCCGCAUGGGAUUUUUGUAAUAGACACGAUUAUCGUAUUAAAAUGUGCACGAAAAUCAAACAAAAGGAUUUUAUAAAUGUUCAUCACGAAAUGGCCCAUAUACAAUAUUUUUUAAAUUAUAGACAUCUACCAAAAGUUUAUAGAGAUGGAGCAAAUCCAGGGUUUCAUGAAGCUAUAGGCGAUGCAAUUGGUUUAUCAGUAUCAACCUUGAAACAUUUGCAAACUUUAGGUUUGAUACAAAAGUCGGUUGAAGAUUUUCCUUAUGACAUAAAUUAUUUAUUUACAAUGGCAAUUGAUAAGUUGGCAUUUUUACCCUUUGCGUUGUCUUUAGAGGCUUGGCGUUAUGACGUAUUUAGCCGUCGAAUCAAUAGAGAGUUUAUGAAUUGUCAUUUUUGGAACUUAAGAGAGCAGUAUGGUGGAAUAAAGCCUCCUGUUUUGAGAUCAGAACUAGAUUUUGAUCCAGGUGCAAAAUAUCAUGUUCCAGCAAAUGUACCUUAUAUGAAGUGA